Molecule: messenger RNA, 3171 nt
Organism: Aspergillus caelatus
Lineage: Eukaryota; Fungi; Ascomycota; Eurotiomycetes; Eurotiales; Aspergillaceae
Product: putative UDP-glucose,sterol transferase
Exons: 9
Coding region: 256-3102 (948 amino acids)
Biological process (GO): carbohydrate metabolic process
Molecular function (GO): hexosyltransferase activity; UDP-glycosyltransferase activity
Source: RefSeq, a predicted model, not a curated record
UGAACCUCGGCAUCACACACGAACCAAAAAUCGGGAUCGGCCCGAUAGGGCUGGCCAGUGGACACAGCGACCGUCUCAAACACCACAGCGAUAAACUAGGGGAAUGAGGCAAUCUCACGGUUCGGCAUGGAAAUAAGCAAAACGGCGGUUCGGGUCAACCGGUGAUCUGCCGAAGUUAAUUCAUCGAACUGUGACAUCAUCGGGGUGUGUGUGUGUGACAAAUGCACUCACAGAGGAUCGGUAUAGACCAGCACAAUGGCAGCAGCAGCAGCAGCUUCACCGGACCGACCGCAUGAACAUGGCAUUACGGCGGGGGAUUGGCCGGACGAGCAUCUCAGUCCCAGACGUCUCUCGCUUGGCGGCGGUCAUGCACAUGUUCGAGAGCAGGGGUUGAAUACUGGUGUUCGGGUGAUGGAUGACGGACGAUUGGAUAUCAAGUUUCGCGAACAUAAGCCCUGGUUGCUCAAUUUGAUUAAGCAUCUUGAACGGUACCCGAAACCUUUGCGCGAAGAACGAAGACCGUCGGUUAUGUCCACAGACGGACAGGACAAGUUUCCCUUGCGUUUGAACAUCGUUAUCCACGUGGUGGGCUCUCGCGGUGACGUACAACCAUUCGUUGCGCUGGGAAAGGAGCUACAGAAGCAUGGACAUCGGGUUCGACUGGCUACGCAUCUUGCCUUUCGUGAAUAUAUCAAUGAAUCAGGGCUGGAAUUUUUCAGCAUUGGAGGUGACCCAGCAGAGUUGAUGGCUUUUAUGGUAAAUAAUCCUGGGUUGAUGCCGGAUAUGCGGACGAUACGCAGUGGCGCGAUCCCCAAGCGCCGUCGUGAAAUGAAAGCGAUUUUUUCCGGUUGCUGGCGCUCAUGCUUUGAGACUGGGGAUGGGACGGGCAUGCAUCAUAUCAAGGAGGAUCCGUGGAGUGACACUCCAGAUUGCAACACGCAGCCGUUUGUCGCCGACGUUAUCAUUGCAAACCCGCCUAGUUUCGCGCAUCUGAGCUGUGCAGAGAAAAUGGGAAUUCCGGUAAAUAUGAUGUUUACGAUGCCAUGGUCGGCGACACAAUCAUUUCCACACCCAUUGGCCAAUAUUCGAGCGCGUAAUACCAAGCCAUCCGUUGCAAACUUUGCGUCAUAUGCUAUUGUCGAGGUGAUGCUAUGGGAAGGACUUGGUGACCUGAUAAACCGCUUUCGAAAGAGGGAGCUGGGCUUAGAUCCUUUGGAUGCCAUCCGGGCUCCUAGUAUCGCCCAUCGGUUGCAAAUACCAUAUACCUACCUUUGGUCUCCGGCCCUCCUCCCCAAGCCUCAAGACUGGGGCGAAAACAUCGACGUCUGCGGGUUUCAGUUCCUAGAGAGCGACACGAGCUAUAAGCCACCCGACGAUCUCGAUGCAUUUCUCAAAGCUGGUGACCCCCCGGUGUAUAUCGGUUUUGGUUCCAUCGUAGUUGACAACCCCGCCAAGUUAACGGAAAUUGUAUUCGAGGCUGUCCGCCUUACGGGGAAAAGAGCGCUUGUGUCUAAGGGGUGGGGAAAUAUCGGAGAAGGAAGAGCUGAAGUACCCGAGGAUGUCAUGCUUUUGGGGAAGGUUCCGCACGACUGGCUCUUCCAGCAUGUUUCAUGUGUCGUUCAUCAUGGUGGUGCAGGCACCACUGCCGCCGGGCUGGUCCUGGGUCGUCCAACGGUAAUCGUACCUUUUUUCGGCGAUCAGCCAUUCUGGGGAUCGAUCGUGGCACGCGCAGGUGCUGGGCCACACCCGGUGCCAUAUAAACAAUUGACCGCCGAGAAAUUAGCAGAAGCGAUCAACAAAGCUCUGGAACCAUCUACGCUCGAAAAUGCCGAGGAGAUAGGCAAAGGCAUGCGGACAGAAAAGGGCGUACAGAACGCCGUCUGCAGCUUUCAUCAACAUCUGGAUUUGCGCAGCCUACGGUGCGCUAUAUGUCCUACCCGUCCGGCGGUAUGGUGGCAUAAGCAUCUGCACAUCAAGUUAAGUGCAUUUGCAGCAGCGGUUCUAGUAGAGGCUGGGAUCGUGGAUCCGCAUCACUUUGAACUAUACCGCUCCAAGCAGUACGACACGAACCGUGAUCCUCGAGGACCACUUUCUGCCGGUGCCGAGGUGCUUUACGGGGUUGUCAGUGAUUUCAUCAGUGGCUUUGCCACUGUGCCUACGGACCUGGCUGGAAUGCUUUCGAAGGAAAAUCGCAAAAGAAAGCGUCAUCAUCAUCACAGCCACCAUAUCGGUAGCCGAGAUUGGGUAAGGUCACACUGUACGGCAGGCCUGGAGCAGGCAAAAGAGCAAGAAAGGGAGCGAUCGUCCAAUGAGCAUGGCAAUGGCCCCAGUCGUCAAGACCGAUCUGAGAGCGAUGAUAGAUCAUCCGUGUCCGAAUCCGAAGUUGAGUCCGAGAGUGACAGUGAAUACGCUUCAGCCGAGGAAGAUCAGCCGGACAGCAGUAGCGCGGAUACAGUUGCUGAUGACUCCGAUGAGACUGUGAAUGAACUUGAUCUUGAACGCACGCUGACCCGGAAACGAGCUAAAGAACAGAAAACUGGUGCACAAGAAAUUAUAGCAGAAACAGGCUACCAUACCUCGAAGUUCGCAAAGCAAGUGCUUAAUUUUGUGAUCAUGCUACCCACCGAUUUGACACUUAGCUUAGCCAAGGGCUUCCAUAACGCACCAAAGUUGUAUCAUGACACCACGGUACAAAGGAUCCCGAGAGUACGCAAUGUGAAAAGUGGCUUUCGAGCAGCUGGCACAGAAUUCACAGAAGGUUUCUACUACGGCGUUACUGGCCUUCUUACGCAGCCUGCUCGGGGUUUCCAGAAGUCUGGUGGUAGAGGCUUGGUGAAGGGGGUUGGAAAGGGAGUGGGUGGAGUGUUUCUCAAACCAGCUGCAGGCAUCUGGGGACUUGCAGGCUUCCCGCUGGACGGAUUACACAAGAGCCUUCGCAAUUCCCUCACGAAGAAUAAGACGAAGUACAUCCUACGGUCGCGACUGGAACAAGGUAUCCAGGAGAUGUGUGUCGCAUCAACGGAAGAGAGAGCCAUUGUAAUUAGGAAAUGGCGUGAGCUGGAAAAGAACCAUUCUCAGCAUCAAAAUGGUCAUGCUCAUUAGCAAACUGCAUAUACCCCCUGAUAUUUGUAAUUAUAGGAGUUACCAUGUAUGUAUAUUAUUAAAGACGAC